Messenger RNA from Hemicordylus capensis (graceful crag lizard), 1382 nucleotides. RefSeq names its product actin gamma 2, smooth muscle (gene ACTG2). Gene Ontology annotation, biological process: vascular associated smooth muscle contraction. The record is from RefSeq and is a predicted model, not a curated record. Lineage: Eukaryota; Metazoa; Chordata; Lepidosauria; Squamata; Cordylidae. The transcript is spliced from 9 exons. Gene Ontology annotation, cellular component: cytoplasm. The coding region runs from base 153 to 1283 and encodes 376 amino acids.
UUUUUAGGGUCUUGGGCAGGAGAAGAUCCGCCUCUGAGGGUUGAUCGUCUCACUGGUAUUUAUACCAAAGGCAUCGUCAGAACAGAGUCCCCGAGGAAAGGAGAUCUCUAGUCCACUCGGUCCCUGGCAUCCUGUCACCUCUGAUCUCAGCCAUGUGUGAAGAAGAGACAACCGCCCUGGUGUGUGACAAUGGCUCUGGGCUCUGCAAGGCCGGCUUUGCUGGAGACGACGCCCCCCGUGCGGUUUUCCCGUCCAUCGUGGGCCGUCCCCGUCAUCAGGGCGUGAUGGUGGGAAUGGGCCAGAAAGACAGCUAUGUAGGGGAUGAAGCCCAGAGCAAGAGAGGAAUCCUGACUCUCAAGUACCCCAUAGAGCACGGGAUCAUCACCAACUGGGACGAUAUGGAGAAGAUCUGGCACCAUUCUUUCUACAAUGAAUUGCGCGUGGCUCCCGAAGAACACCCCACGCUUCUCACAGAGGCACCCCUGAACCCCAAGGCCAACAGAGAAAAGAUGACUCAGAUUAUGUUCGAAACCUUUAACGUCCCUGCCAUGUACGUUGCCAUCCAAGCUGUGCUGUCCCUUUACGCAUCUGGCCGUACCACUGGGAUCGUGCUGGACUCCGGUGAUGGCGUCACUCACAACGUUCCUAUUUACGAAGGCUACGCUCUGCCCCAUGCGAUCAUGCGCCUUGACCUGGCUGGGCGUGACCUCACGGACUACCUCAUGAAGAUCCUGACAGAGAGAGGCUACUCUUUUGUCACCACGGCUGAACGGGAAAUUGUGCGUGACAUCAAGGAGAAGCUGUGCUACGUGGCUCUGGACUUUGAGAACGAGAUGGCCACAGCCGCCUCUUCCUCUUCCCUGGAAAAGAGCUAUGAGCUCCCUGACGGGCAGGUCAUCACCAUUGGCAACGAGCGAUUCCGUUGCCCAGAAACCCUUUUCCAGCCCUCCUUUAUUGGUAUGGAGUCUGCUGGCAUCCACGAGACGACCUACAACUCCAUCAUGAAAUGUGACAUCGACAUCCGUAAGGACCUCUACGCCAACAACGUCCUUUCGGGAGGCACCACCAUGUAUCCUGGCAUCGCAGACAGAAUGCAGAAGGAGAUCACAGCCUUGGCUCCCAGCACAAUGAAGAUCAAGAUCAUUGCCCCUCCUGAGCGCAAGUAUUCUGUCUGGAUCGGAGGCUCCAUCCUGGCUUCUCUCUCCACCUUCCAGCAGAUGUGGAUCAGCAAACCGGAAUAUGACGAGGCCGGCCCUUCAAUUGUGCACCGGAAGUGUUUCUAAAGACCAGAGCCGGGUUCUGCCAGAGCCUGGAGACUCCUUUUCUUCUUCCUUUGUGAUUCUUUCUCUCUCUUCAAUAAGCAUUAAAACUUUUUUCAAGUC